CCUCCUCCACCCUCACCCGCCUCCCCCGCCUCCGUCUGCCUGUAGAAACAUCAACAAACGUCCUCCAUCACUUUCUUUUUUACCCCCAAAAACAACCCCAAAAGUCUGUGGGAGGUCCUCACACCUCUCAGCUCAGCCCGGCUCGGCUCCGGCACCACCACAAACCCAGUCCGCCCUUCACCCCCACCCCCACCACCUCCCUCCUCCCCGCCUCGCAGACCAUGAUGUUUCGCGAUCAGGUGGGCGUGCUAGCCAGCUGGUUCAAGGGGUGGAACGAGUGCGAGCAGACGGUGGCUCUGCUGUCCCUGCUAAAGAGGGUGAGCCGGACCCAGGCCCGCUUCCUGCAGCUGUGUCUGGAGCACUCCCUCGCCGAGUGCACCGAACUGCAGGUCCUGGAGGGAGAGGCCAACAACCCAGGGGUGAUCAGCCAGUGGCAAGGUGAGUCUAAGGAGCGCGUCAUCUCGCUCGUCCUCACCCACCUCCCUCUGCUCAAACCCGGCAACGUUGAAGCCAAGGGCGAGUACAUGCGCCUGCUGCCACGCAUCCUGGCCCACACCAUCGAGCAUGGCCACCACCUGGAGGAGUCCCGCCAGCUCCUGUCCUACGCCCUCAUCCAUCCCGCCACCUCCCUGGAAGACCGUGCCGCCCUGGCACUCUGGCUCAACCACCUGGAGGAGAGGGCCGCUGCCCGGGGAGACUCCCUGGAAAGGCCUCCUCCUGCUGGGCCUCAUCAUCACCACCACCAGUCCACGCCUCCAUCCACCCUCACCUCAUCAGGAUCCUCCUCCUCCACUAACACCUCUUCAUCAGGCAAUCUCUACACAUUGCAUCUCCACCAACGCUACGGCUCGGACGACCGCCUCAACGGGUGGCAGAGCUCCAGGGAUUCAGGGCUGGGCGGAGGCUGGCAUCAGCAGCAGCAGGGCUGUGAGAACGGGCACCUCCUUCUCUACCCGUCAUCCUCUGUGCCGGCAACCAUCAACACAGUUGGAACUGGUGGAGGCGGUAACACUAUCUUAACGAGUGGAGGUGGCAGCCAACAGCACAGUCCCCUGAAGCGCUCCGUGUCCCUCACGCCUCCCAUGAGCGGCCCCAGCAACCAGCCGCUGGGCCACGUCUGGCUGUCCCAGGAGGACCUACGGACCGCUAGAGGCCCCGCCCCAGACCACGCACCUCUCUCGCCCCAGAGCAGCAUCGCGUCCUCAGGCAGUGGAGGCAGUGAGCACCUGGAGGAGGCUGGCUUAGGAGGAGGUUCAGGUCUGCAUCGCAGUUCCUUCCACGAGGAGGGCAGUGGCAUGAGGGAUGUUCCUGCGUGGCUGAAGAGUCUCCGUCUCCAUAAGUACGCCGCUCUCUUCUCCACAAUGACCUACGAUGAGAUGUUGUCACUGUCUGAAGAGCAGCUUGAGGCACAGAAGGUCACUAAAGGAGCACGGCACAAGAUCGUUAUCAGCAUUAUGAAGCUCAAAGAGAGGCAGAACCUACUGCGCAGCCUGGAAAAGGACGUGUUGGAGGGCAGUAAUCUUCGCGCCCCGCUGCAAGAGCUCCACCAGAUGAUCAUGACACCUAUCAAGGCUUUCAGUGGCGGCGAGGAGGCCUCCAUGCAGCGCCACCUGCUGAGCCCCGAGGGAAAGAGUGCCGCGCCUGGCUCCCACCUGAGUGGGGGUGGCGGAGGGGAGGCUGAGUCAGGCACCAGCGUCAUCGCCGAGGGAGAUCUGCCCAGCCAGUUCACUCGUGUCAUGGGCAAAGUUUGCACCCAGCUACUGGUGUCGAGGUCAGAUGAGGACAACAUCAGCUCCUACCUACAACUCAUCGACAAGUGCCUUAUCCACGAGUCCUUCACUGAGACGCAGAAGAAGAGGCUGUUGUCAUGGAAACAACAGGUCCAGAGGCUGUUCCGGUCCAUUCCGAGGAAAACCAUCCUUGACAUAGCAGGGUACCGACCGCAGAGGAGCCGUUUCGGUCAGUCCAACUCUCUCCCCACUGCUGGCUGUGUUGGGGGCAGCGUGUCGGUCAGGAGGAGCCUUCGCCAGUUCCAGAUGCCCUCCAGGAGUUUGCCAGGUGCCAGACUGGGCCCCCUGGGCAGCGGGGGGCUGCUGGGACCCACACCUCGCAGCUCCAGCAGCACACCCACCGGUCCCAAGCAAGGGAGACAGGGUCUGUGGUUUGCCAACCCCGGAGGAAGCAACAGCAUGCCCAGCCGGACCCACAGCUCCGUGCAGAGGACCCGGUCCCUGCCAGUUCACACCACACCACAAACCAUGGUCAUUUUCCAACAAGCCGAUCUUCAGCUACCGGUGACGGAGCCAGACAUCAACAAUCGCCUUGAGUCUCUGUGUCUGAGUAUGACAGAGCACGCCUUGGGAGACGGUGCUGAUCGCACAUCAACAAUAUGAAACGAGGACCUGAGUGAGAGCAGUAGGACAGCGCAGGUUCACGAGGCUCUCUCACGAUAAGUCACCUCGAGGUCACCAGCCCUCCUGUCCCCCUCUUCCUGUAGCCAAUGGUAGAGCUCAACCAAAGGAUCGGGCGGGAUCCAAGAAACACAAGAGCGCCGAUCAUCACACGGCUGACACAAGCUAUCACAUUGGCACCGUCCAUCUGGUCGGAAAAAACACACUUCCUGCUCCGCCAGCACGCUCACAGUCACCUGCGUCUGGGUGAGGAGAGAGAAAAGCAUUGAACACGGCCUGGACAGUGCGUAAACAGCGCCCCCCUUCACUGGGGAUGCCAGAAGCAGUACUGCAGUCCAGUCAGCCCCAGCAGAAGGGAGACGCUGGCCUGUGGAUCAGGGCCCAGUGAGACUAAAGGCCCCUAAACGCUCUCCGACACCCUCUGGUCCCCGCACAUCGACCGCAGCUCGUGGCAUCUUUCAAAUCCAUAACAGUACCUCAGACCCGAAAACCAGACGAGACAAGCAGAGCUAGAAGGACCGCAGAAGGAGGUUUGGGAUUUCCUUGACUGUUUUCACUGAGGACCGAGUGUCCGGCGAGGACGCUUGUAGAGCUCGGGAAAGCCUUUUGCUCAGCAUUGGGUUGGCAUAAAAAAAACAUCAUUUAUUUGUGUUUGUAUGUAUUUAUUGUUUACAUAAUGAUGCUACUUUCAAAGGGUACAGAAACAUGUAUGAAUUUCAGGUAUGAAUCGUGUAAUAUUCUGUAAAGCCUUGGCUGUCUACCAGCUUUACGUCCCACGAGUAGCCAUCACGCUAGUUUACAACCAACGUGCUUAUUCUUUAUUUUUAGCAGCCAACGACAAAGACGUGUAGGCUAGAGCAUUUACCAAGAGAGAACAUAGUGAGAGAGAGAGAGAGAGCAGAAGUGUGAAGAGGGCGAUAAGAGGAAGAAGGAGAUGAGGAGAAAAGACACAGAAAGUAGUAGAAGAAAGAAUGAAGCUGAAGUGAUACUGGAAUGGGAAGCGGAUGUUUAAAGGAGAAAGAGAUCCGAGGCAGGACCUUUGAUCGGCUGAAGACCGAGGAAGAUGAUGUCAUGUCUAAUCGUGUUGUGAGUAAGUGUAGGAGGAAGUGAAUUUGGCACCGGUUAGUUACAUAUUGUUUAUCUAUAGCAUGUACUGUAUGAACUCUUUGAAUUCAGAGCCUCCGUAGGCACAAAACAUUGAACAUCUUUACACGUAAAUGGGAGAUUUAAUGCGGCCGUUAAUCGUCAGUGGGAUCUGUCUGCGUGUUCAGAUACCGGGUUUAAGUUGUUUUUCUAAAGCAGGGUGAUAUGCUUAAGCUGCAUGUUACAACUAAAAUAUCUUUUUCUUGGAGGAAAGGAGGAUUGUGAAAUGUGGAGUGGCCGAAAAAGAAAAACAGGAGGUCGAUUCGGUUUCCACUCGGACCGUGUUGCUGAGAGGAUUGCGACAUCGGAGAGAUCACACACUGUCAAUCCAUGAAGGGUAGUUUUCCCCGAGAUUGUCUCAUUAGUGCUUACCUCCACCUGCUGGCCAAACGCAGUCACGACGAGGCAGACGUCUGAAGUCCGUGCACACACACAGGCACUCUGCACAGCGUUGUAAAGUCACUGAAGAGCAACGUGUGGGGAGUCAGUUACUGCAGGGGGGAUGUGUAACGUUGGUCUUCUGUCUGCUCUGUCAGCUCAGGCCUACAUGGAAUUUAUUUUCUUUUGUUCAUUCUGAAUCUCAUGGUUAUUCUGUGUCUUAAUAUUUAUCCUCAGUUUAUUGCGUCUGGAAUACAGACUUUAUAAGAAUAGGUUUAUAUCGAGAAUAAGCUGGUUAGGAAGCUCCCCUCUGUGCCGCUUUCAACUGAGCGUGUGUGCUGACCCUGAAUGGUCAUCAUUGAGGGUCACUGAUUAUUAUUAUUAUUAUUAUUAUUAUUAUUAUUGUUUAGUUUCUUCAUUAGUUUGUUGCAAUUCUUUAGUACUUUCCUUUGUAUCCUGCACUUGAUAUGAUAAUGUGAUACACUAAAAAAUCCAAAUGUUCAAGGCUCAAAAGCAGCAGUUUGGUGUUUUGGAGUCGGAUUGGAGCAGAUUGAGGAGAUGAGAUUGAAGCUCCUGACGCGCCCUCGUUGACUUUAAAGGAUUUCUGUUUGUCUGAUGGUGGAUGUUGGAGGUGAAAAUACUCAUCAGCCACACAGUUAAAGGACCAUACCAGUGUUUGUGCAUGUUUUAGCCCAUUUAUUUGACUUUACUAUCAACUAUUUUUAGGUUUUUUUAUGUUCGUCCACAGUUUCCACUCAUUUUAUUAUGGUAUUCAAUAGGUAUGCACCGAUUGGGAAAUUCUGGGCCGAUAGCUGAUGUUUUUUUUGUUAUUUAUUCGCCCUGUUGUUCAGAGCAUUUAGGCCUUGUUGCAGCUCAGACUAUUUCUCUGUGAGACGCAGACACUCUCUGUCUCAUCGGUAUCUGUGUGCAAUCUGUAUCAGUGCUGGAGAAACACAGGAGAUUAUUUCUCCAAUAUCAAAGUUUCGAAUUAACCAACACAACAGUUAACCAGCGCAAAACUGAGGCAACACAACACAUAAACAUCGGUGAAAGCCAUAUUAUUUUGCCCAUAAGGCCGGAUGUCAGUCAACAAGGUACCUGUAGUAUCAACUCACAUACGUUCACACUGCAAGCCUUAGUGCUCAAUUCUGAUUGAGUGCUCAGAUCAGAGUCUAGACUGAGGUCCUGAAGUGAGCUGCAUGUUGAAUGUUGAUCUAGAGUGACGUGAAAAGCUCUGAUUCAGAUGUGAGUUGUGCCAGAUUUGGUCCUGCAGUGUGAACGGAGCUCAUGCUUCCCUGAGAGAGUGAAUCCAUCACAGGAAACGUCCUUGUUUACUUUUAGAAGUUCUUCCUGUUUGAUGGCUUGUUUUUUUUUUUAAAAGAUCUGCACCUAAAAUAAAUGCCGCUACGAUGUCUGCUGUGAUGAACGACCCUCUCAAGCAAGCUUCAGGACUAUGAGUAGAAACCACUGGCGACCUAAAACGUAGAAAAACACUACAGUACAGCAGUGAUACACGCAGUCAGUGUGUGAGCUGUAUUAAAGGGGACGAAAACAUGCAGAAAUCCUGUUACGGUUCCUUAUUCUGCCUCUGACAGGCCCGUUGAAUCUGUACACACACACACACACACACACACACACACACACACACACACAAGAUAGAAGUGUGUGUUGUUAGUUUUACUGCUGCACACUCAGUGUUUCAAGUGUGCGUGUGUGUUUUCUGCUCUUAUACUUUGAGUCUAUAAGAGCCAAUCAGACGUCAUCCGUGCGUUUGUGAACGAAGAUGAAGACUCCACCAAAGCAUGAAUGUGACAUGAAUUGAUCCUGAAUGGAGAAUCUGAUGUUACACCUUUUUUUUUUGUUUUUUAUUUCUGCAGCUCCUCACUGAGAGUCGGACUGUGUCACUGCCAUAUGAAUCAGUACUUAAAGUAGAUACAAUUAUUUAUUCUUUUUUUUUUUUUUUUCAGAGGUGAUACUUUUACUCAUUUAGGUGUAUUAUUAUUUAAAGUACCAUAUGUAUUAACAUGUUAUGGCUGGUGACCAUACGUACAUCUCAAAUAUUAACAUAGUUAUUGUUGACUUUGACUUAUUUUUCUUUUCUUUUCUUUUUGUUGUUGUUUUUUUUUUUUUUUGUUGAACUAUAAUCUUGUUUGUAUCUAUCGGUGUCUUGUCGAGGUUUUUUUCAUGUGAAGCUUCGCUGUCGGAGCGCAGCCGAGAGCCGGUCCAUCACAGACGCAAUCCCUUUUUUCACGCUUCGGUUACAAAAUUCACGCCGGACGAGCUGUCGGCAAAACGAGGAAGAGGUGUGUUGUAGUAGUUGUUAGGCGGGGGCCAGGAAGUAGACUGGUCCAUUCUGAUCUGGAGUCUGAAUUUGGUGCUGUGGGCGCGUAACUCGAUGGUCCUGAGUGGGAGAGGUUUAUACUGUAGUUUGUUUUUAUAGGUAUGUCGCUGUUGUUGUUCUGUAUUUUUCUUUUUGUCAACAAAACCCAUGAAAAGACCAACAACAACAACAACAACAACGUGUCCCUACGUCUCUCAGUACUGCCCCACUUCCCUACCAACAUUGUUCCUGCUGAAGAUGUAAACCUUUAAAAAAGGCUGGACAUUGUAGUUUUUAGCAAACGUUACUCAAACAGGAAAUAGUGCAUUUAUUUGGGACUAUUUUCAGCUGCGGAUGAAUCCACGUUCUGCGCUGUGGUGAGUGUUUGUGGCAGGGGGACAGUGUGUGUGUUUGUUUUGGUCUUUUUCUUUAAUGGGAUUGGUUUAUUUUAAGAAAAGUAGAGAAUAUCACCAGACGUAUGCUUUGUUAGAAUAACCUGCAGUCAGUAAUGUAAUCAAAGGGAUUAUUGAAACUAGUAUUUUUACAGUAUUUUUUAUUUACUUUCAUAUCACGUUGCCAUGUUUGAGUUAUAAAGGUGUUGAUACAAAGUUCAGGAGAUUUAUUUUACAGUUUUCUCGUCUGUGCCAUGUCUUUUUUCUAGAAGUACAGACUGCCUGGCGUUUAAAUAACACGAGUUCAUGUGAUUUGUUGUUUCUAGGCGACAUUAACAGAGUAAAGUUACACGUUUUUUUGGAUUUAAAGAGUUCAAAGCAGCAGCACAGGCCUCCAGUUUCUACUCAACCCCUGGUUUCCUGCAGCAUCUCUGGGUCAAAGAGACGUCUGCGUGAACUCAGAACCAACCUGUGACGGGACACUGGAGGGUUUCAGCUCUGAGGUCUGGAUCAUUACACAUCUCUUCAAACCAAAUGCUCUAUUCUUUUUUUGUUUUGUUUUUUUUCUAAAUGCAUAUCAGCUCUGUGGGUGUUCAGGAGUGCUUCUAACGCUGUGCACACUGCAGUAUUAACAGUUAGAUAACGCCUUGAUAUUCCAAAAAAAAAAACAUUUAAUGUACUUUUAAGACAUAUAUGCUGUUUUGUAUCUUUUAUUUUUGUCAUAGAUUCUGCAGUUUAGUCAGUUUAUGUUGUUUAUGGGAUGCCAAGACUUCUUUUUUUUUGUUUUUAUUUUGUAAAUUCAGCAGCAUCCAUACUGUAACAAAGUGUUGCCGCUUGACUGUGCUCCUUUAUUGCAUUUAGUUUUAUUUUAUCAAAGAGCCGAUGUCCUGUAUUGACUGCAGGCUUACGUAUAUAUUUGACAAAAGAAUAUUGUAUGUUUAAUAAUAAAAAAACACAAAAAAGACAAAAAAUUGAAGAAAAUGCAGAAAAAAGAAAAGGAGAAGAUUGAAAAAAGUGUAAUUUAUAUUUUAAAAACUGCAUGCACAGGGCUGGGAAAGUCAUAUUUAGAAUAACAAAUGGCAGUGCCUUUUUUGUACUCGAGACAUUCACCACAAAUGUAAAUGGUUUUUAUAUAGACUUUAAAAACUGUAAAGUUACAGGAUGAAACUAGCGACAGCUGCGUCGGGUCGCGUUCACACUGCGGCUACAAGCGUCCCAGUUCAGGAUGUUCCCCUCCGUUCCUGCAUUAUGUAACAUAGACACAGUCCCAGGUAGGAAAAGACUGAAUAAUUCAUCUGUUUUUCUAACUUUAUAAAUCAGAAAUCUGAUCCAUAUCUGACCCGUGGUCCUGUGAUCAUAUCAUUGAUGCUUGUUUUAUGUCUCAUAUCCACAGAACUGAUCACUGUAAGGAUCAUUAAUCAGUCAUGCCUUUUAUUUGAGAUUGCUGCAGCCUAAAAUGCCUGAUUUCGUUGCAGCAUUUAUAAAAAGUUGCAAUGUAUUUAGGCUUUUUUUUGUGCAAUAAAAUUGCAGGAGAAAGUGAAAAGUUUGUUCCAGUGGGAAUGAAACAGCUCGUAGUUCGGUGGCGUACGGCUCAACUGGCUGCAGAUUUCACAGAGAUUGGUUAAAUUUAUGUCGAGUGUUGCCAUCGUGACUUUCCGGAGGGACUGAUUUAGUUUCUGGAUUUAGUUUGUAUUUUACGGAGACUCCUCAAAUUUGGCUGCAGCACCUUCAGAGUCCUCCAGAGUGAUAAUUAAAAGUCCUUGUCUGGGCUGAUCAGCAACCAGUAUCAAACUCUAACUAAUGGUUAGUUUCAAUGACAGGUAAUAUAGAUGAUUGCUUCGGCCUUUAAAAGGUCAGAAAAUGGUGGAAAAUGUCCAUCAAGUGACUUCUUCAAACUGCCCCAACAGGCUGAAACCCAAAAAGAUUUUUUUAUCUGAUUCACUGAUUUCCAAACAACAACGUCACAAACAUCUUCCUCCUUUUGAGCUGUAAUUUAACUAAUGCAGCUGUGAGGUGCAUCAAUUCUCCAAAUUCUGACUGAUUGAUCGAUUGAUGCAUUGAUGAUCAGUGUAACGUGUAAAAAUAGUGACAACAUGAUACAGUAGCUCGACACUGGCGUCGAUACUGACGUUAUAAAGGCGAUGGGGCGUCGGUCGGACAUGAGAAACAGUUGAUUUGUCACUAUUGUUACAGCACUGAGUGGUUCCACCUUCAUUCAGCAGAAAUCCCUCACACACAACGUUUCCUUAAUCACAGUUUUCUGUUCUGCUGCGAUGAGCUGAUGUCAUAAAUAUUAACUCAGUUUCCACUUAUAGUGACGGAUUAUUCGCAGUUAGACUCUCAUGUACACAUUACAUAUUAAAUAGUUUGAAUCAGUUCGGUGCUGUUGAGGUGUACAGAUUUUGAACUGGCACUGGUGUUAGAUCAGUGAUCUGUUUGGACUUUAUCACUGAAUCUCUGUUUUUUUAUCAAAAUCUCAUCAAAUGAACUUAUUUAGCAGCGACAUAAAUCAACAUUAAAUUCAAUCGGUGAUAUUUGGUUUAUCAGAUGCAUUUUACAACCUCACGGCCAAGUUUAAACAUUAAAAAUAAACUUGUGUAAUGUAUUUUUUGGUGUUAAAACGCCACUUUAGAGCAGCUUCAUGUCGGAUUGGUUCUGCUCUCAGAAGCUAAACGUGAGGACUGAAACAAACUCUGAGGCGAGCAGUGUGAACGCGUCCUGCGGCGGUGAGCUCGGUCUGUUGUGUCUGUACUCUGUAGGUACUUCUUAAUGCUGAUAUGAAGUUAUGAAUUAUUCUGGUCUGUACAAAAAAAAUAUGUGUGAAUGGUUGUGUGACAGUGAGGAUGUGUGUGUGUGUGUGUGUGUGUGUGUGUGUGUGUGUGUGUGUGUGUGUGUGUGUGUGUGUGUGUGUGUGUGUGUGAAUACAUUCAAGUGUUUUUCAUUGUGUCUUGCUGUAAUUUUGUCGCGACGUACCAGAAUGCUGUGACUUGGCAUGCCCCCGUUAUACAUAAAAACAAAAGUUGUAACUCC
Molecule: messenger RNA, 9674 nt
Organism: Dicentrarchus labrax (European seabass)
Lineage: Eukaryota; Metazoa; Chordata; Actinopteri; Moronidae
Gene: samd4a
Product: sterile alpha motif domain containing 4A
Exons: 12
Coding region: 222-2393 (723 amino acids)
Biological process (GO): regulation of mRNA stability; nuclear-transcribed mRNA poly(A) tail shortening; negative regulation of translation
Cellular component (GO): P-body
Molecular function (GO): mRNA binding; protein binding; translation repressor activity
Source: RefSeq, a predicted model, not a curated record